AUGUCUUCGACGCCUCCGUCUCGUGGCCGAGAUGACUCUGCCCCAGGUCCCCUUUCCCCGCCUCUAUCUAGACUCGACACUUCCUCCCCUCGUCCCAAACCACGACCCAAGCUCGUCUCUUUUGCCCGCGAAUCUCCCCUGGGCGGCCGCCCCGACACCGACGGAGACGCUGAGAUUGAAUUCAUCCACCAACAAGACCAUCCGCCCCGCAUGUCUUCAGAAGUCGACCCGCUCCUUAAGGAGGCCAUGUCGCCCAACAGCGAAGACGACAGCUGGUUGGAAACUUCAAACGGCUCGCCCUAUCUUCUGUCGUUGGGUCUGAGCAAGUCAAUGCUUGCCCUUGUCUGGAUCGCCGGUCCUCUCUCGGGUGUACUCGUCCAGCCCUACGUCGGUCUCAAGAGCGACAAUUGCCGUCUGCGAUGGGGAAAGCGGAGACCCUUCAUUGUCGGCGGCGCCGCCGCGACCAUCUUGUCUCUCAUGGUCCUCGCUUGGGCCAAAGAGAUCAUGGGCGGUUUCUUGGGCAUCUUUGGCGCAGACCCAGAAUCCACCUUUGUCAAGACAAGUAUCAUGCUUUUCGCUGUCCUCUUCGUGUAUGUGCUGGAUUUUGCCAUCAACGUCAUCCAAGCUGGUGUGCGCGCAUACAUUGUCGAUGUUGCGCCCACGCACCAGCAAGAAUCUGCCAACGCAUGGUUGAUGAGGUCGGCGGGUAUUGGCAACAUCUUGGGCUAUCUCGCUGGCUACAUCAACUUGCCAGACUAUCUCCCAUGGCUCGGCAACACCCAGUUCAAGGUCCUUUGCGCCAUUGCGUCCUUUGUCAUGGCUCUCACUGUCGGCGUCAGUUGCUCCGCAUGCGCCGAACGUGACCCACAGUUCGAUACCGCUCCCGCCAACCAACAAGAUGGUGUCGUUGCUUUUUUCAAGGGCCUUGCACGCUCAGUCAGGAAACUGCCUCCUCAGAUCAAGAAGGUCUGCAUGGUGCAGUUCUUCGCUUGGAUCGGAUGGUUUCCUUUUCUCUUCUACAUCACCACCUACGUUGGCGAGAUCUACGCCGACCCAUUUUUCGAGGAGGACCCACAUCUCCCAGAUCGCCAGAUCGACAGUAUCCUUGAAGACGGAACCAGAAUUGGCACAAGAGCUUUGUUGAUUUUCGCCAUCACUACAUUCAUCUCCUCUGUUAUUUUGCCAUUUGUCAUUCCGCCAACAUUCCAAGCCCCAGAGCCCGAGCGCCCCGUUACUCCCGCGACCCCCAUGACGCCAUCCACCCCGCAUUCCAUGAACGGCUCUAGCUACUUUGCACUUAACCACCAGCCCAAAGGAUCUUCGAAGUCUUUUGCGGACAAACUCUCCAAUUCAAUGGAUGUGCUGCAGAUCAAAUCGCUGACCCUUCGUCGCGCAUGGCUCAUAUCGCACAUUCUGUUCGCCGUGCUAAUGGCCCUGACCUUUUUUGUUCGCAGUACCUGGGGUGCUACAGUUCUUGUCGGCGCUAUUGGCAUUCCUUGGUGCAUCACAAACUGGGCGCCGUUUGCCAUCAUCUCUUCCGAAAUCUCAAAGCGAGACGCCAUUCGCCGUGGCAUCAUCAAGCCUCGUGACCGUGAAGCCCAACUUAUUGCAGAGGGCGAAGAUGAAGGUUCAGGUGCGGAUUCGGCUGGUGUUGUGCUUGGAAUCCACAAUGUCGCAAUCGCAGCACCGCAAGUUAUUGCCACAUUGAUCAGCGCUGUCUUGUUCAGAAUCCUACAGAAGCCCAGAGGCACAGCUGGUGACACCAGUGUAGCCUGGGUGCUGCGCUUUGGGGGCAUCUGCGCUCUAGCCGCUGCGUGGCUGACGCUCCAAGUCAAUGAAGAGAAAGAAGACGUUGAAACCGAAGAACCUUUCAGGAGGAGGCGGAUGUCCUAG
Messenger RNA from Bipolaris maydis ATCC 48331, 1893 nucleotides. NCBI's taxonomy places the organism in Eukaryota, Fungi, Ascomycota, Dothideomycetes, Pleosporales, Pleosporaceae. The record is from RefSeq and is a predicted model, not a curated record.